Messenger RNA from Sinocyclocheilus grahami, 367 nucleotides. Its product is annotated as protocadherin-15-like. The record is from RefSeq and is a predicted model, not a curated record. The transcript is spliced from 3 exons. NCBI's taxonomy places the organism in Eukaryota, Metazoa, Chordata, Actinopteri, Cypriniformes, Cyprinidae. Bases 53 to 367 code for a protein of 104 amino acids.
UCUCUUUUUUCCUCCUUUUUCUUCCGCUCCCGGAACUGUCCCUAGCGCGAGCAUGCCUCCGCUAAUGACACAGGCCCUGAUGCCCGUCAUUCCCCCUCUCUUUCCCCCUUCCUAUUCCGUCCCCGGAAUUGCCCCAAGCAUGAGCGUGCCUCCGCAAGCGGUUCCGGCGACUACCUUUCCACUUCCCCUCGCUCGCUCUUCCUUCUCACUUUCUUCCGCCACGCCUCUACCCACCCCUCCGAACGCCCUCGCCUUGGAACCACCCCCCGUGGCCAGCAACAUCAGGACACAGAUCUUGGCAGAAAUUCAGAACGUUGGCACCAGAGGCGGAUCCAGUUCCAACCCCAGACCCUACAAUCCUACCUAA